AUGCAAAACAUGCACAUUAUUCUGCUUUGGCUUGUGUGUUUUCAUACAAUUUUGUUUGUUAAAUUCUAAAACAGUUUGCAUGAAGUAUCAAUUAUCACCCAUCUCUCUCUCUCUCUCUCUCUCUCUCUCUCUCUCUCUCUCUCUCUCUCUCUCUCUCUCUCUCUCUGUGCAGCCCAUUUAAACAGACUGUAGCGCUGCACACUUGCUUCGCUCUUUUCUGAACCCUCCUUCCCACGAUCCGCCCACCAUCUCGGGACUGGAGUCACGUGUUUCAGAGCCUAAUGUCUCUGCUGGCCGACAGCACACAAAUCAAAGCACACAGCGCGCCCGCCGGACAAAACCAGGGAGGCGUUGACGAAGGAAGAGCGUUCCGACAGAGGACACGCCAGGCGUUCCGCAGGAGAGGGGAUGUGAUAAAUCAUCCAAACAGGAUUGGAGAUGAGAUCCGCACCGCUCCGUGGAUCAUCUUCCAUCUCAAACCGCCAGUGAGGAACUGCGCGCCUCGGAGGAUGUGCAAGCGCGGCGCGGCAGAAACGGUUCUGUGCGUCAGUGAAAAGCUGCUGUUGGUGCGCAAAGAGAAACGGAGGUUUGCUUCACCAUGAGGGCCGUUACGGCAAACUUCUUCGCUCUGCUCUUCCUGUGCGCCCUGGCGAGUGUUUUCUACGCGUGGAGCGCGCUGGAGAGCCGUUUGGAGCGCCACAAACGGAGCUUCUCCGUGUCCGCAACGGGCUCUUUUCUCCCCGUGGACCUCUCCAGUAAAACUUUCCGAGCGCUGCUUGCUGUCCCGGCGGCGCAAAAACCGCGCACGCGGAGCAGACGCGACGAGCACAACCUCACGGAUCAAAGCGCCUCCGCAGGAAAUCCAGAUUACCAUGAGAAUGGGGACAAGAAGGGGUCGGCGCGGCGGGGGCGCUCCCCCGUGGAGGAUGGAGUAUUUUGGAGCGGUUGGCUGGAGGAGCUGCUGCUCCCAGUGGGAUUCCCGGAGGAAUACGCACGCAGCUGGCAUGAGAAAGCCAGGAGGUCUCGAAUAGUGAAACUGGAGCCCGGAUGCGGGAGGAUAUCGAACCAGCUCGCCACUUUUUCAGACGGAACCAAGGCGUGCGUGCGUUACGGGAUCAACGCGGAUCAGGUGCAGGGCGAAACUUUGACUUAUUAUCUGGCCGCUCUGCUGGGGAUUACCAACCUGCCUCCUCUCGUCCUGUCCCAGGUGGACACUGACAGCGAUCAGUGGGCGUCCGUGAGGACACGAGUGGACAGUUUGCAGUGGACGGGCCGAGCCGUGGUGUCUCUCACCGAGUGGGUGUCCAACCUGACCGGCGCGCUCACACCUGCGCCGCUCCGGCAGGAGAGCGGCGGGCUGCGUCCUGCGCUCCGCGAGCUGCGCAACAAGACGACGGCGGAGCUGCUGGAGCUCGUGCAGUGGAGCGAUCUGAUCCUUUUCGACUACCUGACGGCCAAUUUCGACAGACUCGUCAGCAAUCUGUUCAGCCUGCAGUGGGACUCGCGCGUGAUGGAGAGGGACACGAACAACCUGCUGAGGACGGCGCGCGGCCACCUGGUGUUCAUAGACAACGAGGCCGGGCUGGUGCACGGCUUUCGGGUGUUGAACAUGUGGGAGAAAUAUCACAGCACGGUGCUGGGCUCCGUGUGCGUGUUCAGGAAAAGAACCGCGCAGCGCGUGGCGGAGCUGCACAGGCGCAGAGACGCCAGCAGAAAGCUGCUGGAGAUCUACGGACGCAGCGAGCCUUUGUCUGUGGAACUGGGAUUUCUGUCAGACGAGCACGCGGGCAUCCUCCAGGACAGGAUAGACACGUUACACAAACAUAUUUUACACUGCAAAGCGAAGUACAGCCAGCCGCACAAGCAGGUGACGGACUCCCGUUUGGCACAGUGACGCGCACGACACAGAACUGUCACGUUGAACUACCUCCUGUGAAUAGAAUGUGCUGCCUACUUUAUGACAAUUAAUGUUUAUAAGCGCCCUAAGAUUUUCACUGUAUGCCUCACCCAGAAGAAUGAUUAAUUAGGCCGUCUGAAGGUGUCUCCUUAUGUGCGCCAAUAGGGAUAAAUAGAAAUAGGCUGGUAGAGAAAAUUAUGGAAGCCUGUUUCUGCCAAAAAAAAAAAAAUCAUGCACACAUAUAAUUAUAUGAAAAACUAUUAAAUAGGUGUCCUCUUUGGUUAUCUUCCAACUGGGAUGAGGAUCGGCACCUCCAAAUCUGAGAGUAUGGUCCUCUUAUGGAGAAGAGUGGAUUGUCCACUCUGGGUCAGGGGACCAUUAAAGUGCCCCAAGUGGAGGAGGUUAAGUAUCUCGGGGUUUUGUUUGUGACUGGGGGUAAGAUGGAGCGUGAGCUCGAUAGACAGGUUGGGGCUGCGUCCGAUGUUUUGUGGGUGCUAUAACGGACCGUUGUGAAGAAAGUGCUGAGCUGAGUAUACACUUCUAUCAUCACCUGUGGUCAUGAGCUUGUGGUAAUGAUCGAAAGAACAAGGUUACGCAUACAAGCAGCAGAAAUGAGAUCCCUCCGUCAGCUAUUUGGGGUUACACUCAGGGACAGGGUGAGAGACUUAAAUGUCCCGGAGGGACUCGGAGAAAAGCGGCUACUCAUUGGCACUGAAAGGAGCCAGCUGAGGUGGCUCAGCCAUCUGGUGAGGAUGCCCCCUGGUCAUCUCCCAGGAACAUCCAACUGCUGGAGGAAUUAAAUCUCCCACUUGGGAACGCUUCAGCAUUUCCCAGGAACAGUUAGAAGACUUGGCAGAGGAUAGGGAAGUGUAGGAUGAGCUGCCACCACCACAACCCCAACUCAGAUAAGCAGCAGAAAAUGAAUGAUUGAAUGAAUUAAACAGCAUUUUGAAAUUAUGACAUUAAAAUGUACAAAUUUCAACAUUCUUUGUCAUAAUUGCAAGAGAAAAAGUAAACAUUUCUAAUUACGAGAUGAUAGUAAAAGUUGCAGCAUCUUCUCAUAAAUGUGAUUUGUAAUUGUUUUGACUUUUUAAAUUGUAAUCAUGAGAUUGAC
This is a messenger RNA of Thalassophryne amazonica, 3011 nucleotides long. It is a transcript of the gene fjx1, whose product is annotated as four-jointed box kinase 1. NCBI's taxonomy places the organism in Eukaryota, Metazoa, Chordata, Actinopteri, Batrachoidiformes, Batrachoididae. The coding region runs from base 599 to 1894 and encodes 431 amino acids. The transcript has a single exon. Gene Ontology annotation, biological process: cell-cell signaling. The record is from RefSeq and is a predicted model, not a curated record.